This is a messenger RNA of Talpa occidentalis (Iberian mole), 2315 nucleotides long. RefSeq names its product leucine rich repeat containing 73 (gene LRRC73). The record is from RefSeq and is a predicted model, not a curated record. Bases 1 to 951 code for a protein of 316 amino acids. The transcript has 6 exons. Lineage: Eukaryota; Metazoa; Chordata; Mammalia; Eulipotyphla; Talpidae.
AUGCUGCCCAGCUCCAUCCAGAUUUCGGGGGAGCCGCUGUCAGGCGCCGAGGUGCGGGACAUCUGCCGCGGCCUGCGCGACAACGCCGUGCGCCUGCUCUCGCUGCGCGGCUGCCGCCUCUGCGACCGCGACUUCAGCCGCAUCUGCAGGGCCCUGGCGGGGGCCACGUCCCUGGCGCAGCUCAACCUUAACCUGGGCGUCGUGUCCAGCCCCAACCGUAUCAAGCAGCUGGCGGAAGCGCUGCGGACCAACCGCUCCAUCCAGUCCCUCUUCCUGCACGGCAGCCCCCUGACAGAUGCCGGGCUGGCCUUGUUGAACCCAGCCCUGGCCCUCCACCCUGCUCUUGUGGCUCUGGACCUGGGGGACUGCAUGCUGGGUGAUGAAGCCAUCAACCUCAUCUGUGGCCUCCUCCCCCCAGACGGGGCCAAGUCUGGCCUGAAGGAACUAACACUGAGUGCCAAUCCUGGCAUCACCCCUAAGGGCUGGAGCCGUCUCGCCAUUGCAGUGGCCCACAGCUCCCAGGUCCGCGUCCUCAAUCUGGACUACAACCCCUUGGGUGACCACGUGGCAGGGAUGCUGGCUGUUGCCGUGGCCUCCAGCCGCACCUUGGAGGUCCUAGACUUGGAGGGCACUGGGCUCACCAACCAAUCAGCCCAGACCCUGCUGGACAUGGUAGAAAAUUACCCCACAGCUUUGCGGAGCCUGGUGUUGGCUGAGAACAGCAUUAGCCCAGAGCUACAGCAGCAGAUCUGUGACCUCCUCUCCGAGGGAGAAGAGGAGGAAGAGGUGGCAGGUGGGGCUGGAGACACCCAGGAACGACAGAGAGGGCGGGAGCCUGCUGCCCACCAGAGGGGCAGCAGCUCCUGGAUGUGUCCCAGCGAUCCCAGCUCUCAGAUGGUGCUAAUGACGUCAGGACUAGGGGACAGUCUGUUGGCUGAGACCGAGAUGUGACUCUCCACUUGGGCCUCUGCGCAUCAUAUUUAUCUUGCCCCAGACACCAGGGUUAGGCCCUGGCAAUUGGGGAUGGGGAUUGGGGGUGGGUGCCUGGGGCUCUGGCAGCUCCUGGCAUUGUGGUGGCUCUGGAAGCUGUGACUGUCUUGGGGGCACUUAAAGCCAAGGCAAUGCCUCUGGACUUGUUGGCAGCUCUGGCUGCAGCCCGCUGGUUGGGAAGAGAUUUUAUCAACUAUACAAUGCGGUGUGUGGCUGUGAUCACUGGCGGGGGCUGGCAGAAGGGGAGGAAUCGGAACUACCAGUAGGCACCACUAGAGGGCAGUGUCACUCCAUAAUCCAAGCUCGAGGCAGCAACUUUUGGUCCCAAACCUCCAAUUUCUAGGACCUGGCUUCUGGGUUAACACCUGCCCUACAAGGAUCAUAACUAGGGUAAAGAACUCACCCCCCGAGCUAGGCUGGACCCCACCUCAAUGAGAGACUCAGGGGUCCCGUCAUGUUCAUCUGACACCCUCUCUACGGCCUGCUGCCGUGCCCAGGGAAGCACAGUUGGUGUGGGCAAGGGAGUCGCCAGCAAAGACGGGGACACAAGUAUUGAAAUACUCGAGUAUUCGAAAUACUCAAGAACAGGGCGAAGAAUGGUGGGAAAAAGCACUAAUAGACGAAGUAGGUCAUACCAGUAAAAUAGUUUAAUUUUGAAAUAAUCAUCCAUGUGAAAAUUUCCCAAAGCUGGGAGUAACAGUCUAGAGCCAAGGUUAGAAGGGGGGCUAGGCCUCGCCUAGAGCCCCACCUUGAGGCCCCUGAAGUCCACCCUCCUCUCCCUUCCAGAGGGAGGGAGGGAACAGCUCAAGCCUGAGUCCGUCCUCUCCCUCACGGCCCCCAGGAAUGCUGUGCCAGGCCCCCUGAAGGCAACAGUUCAUGCUGAGAUUUUGGGGGAAAGGAAAAAGUGGAAAAUAGAAAUUGGAAGUUAAUAAUCUCAACAAAGACAAAAAAAAAACCCAUAAACUUGUGGAUACAAAAGGAUGGAGGAUGAACACUGAUGUAAUCAACCCUUCAGCUCCCAGAACAGCCCAAUUUGGGCUGGGCUGACUGGAAGAUCUUGAACCCCAACUGCAUGUGACCUUUGGAGAAUAAAUACUCCAACAAGAAAAGGAAAAACCAUGAGGCAAGCUGGUGCCAGUCAGUCAAUGCAGACAAAUGGCCUGAUGUGGCCACGGCCUGACCUACCCACAGAGGAAGAGCCGUCAGUGCGUCUGGAGAGAGGCGAGUUCAAGAGCUUGGGUUGGGUGGGAGACCCUGAGCUGCAAGAGUAUGGCCACCUUGGGGUCCCAGUGCAGCAGUGGCAGGAAGGCAAUAAGGGGGCCCUA